CAGAAAGAGAUUUAAGAAUUGAUAGGUGGUCGAGUUUUGUUUGGCCGAGUGGAUAUGCGCAAGAAAGUCGAGGAGCUUUAUGUUUCCCCUCUUAAAGGAUUAUUGCCAGCGAUGGCCACAGUGAGACGGAGGAGGAGCAGCCGCCACACCGAUACUCUGCUGGUGAUCCUGAUUAGAACUGCAAUAAACGCGCAGUGAAUCGCCACUGGACACUAACCUCUCCAAUUAUCACAUUUGGAAACAUAUUUUAGAACGUCUGAAGGAGUUAUGCUGAGCAAUUGACUCAUGUAUUGGGUGUAGGAUACUGCUCUCAUUAGAUUUUUCAGGUCAGUGCAAAAAAUAAAAAGAGCAUUGGUCAUACUCUUGGUUAUAGGCUACUCAUACUCCUCUGUGUCCCAAUUUGGGCGCAAACAUGACGACUGAGAGCUCACAGCAACAUCUGGACUCGUCUCAUCCUCUGAGAUCCAGCCCAGCAGCCGGAGUGAUGCACGCCACUCAGAUGAGCGCACAGCCAGUGGCGGAGAGCUCACCAAAUGCGUCGAACAAAAGGAAAAAGGGCAACUCUGGCUUGAGGCGUCCCGAGAAGCCGCCCUAUUCAUACAUCGCUCUUAUUGUGAUGGCUAUCCAAAGCUCCCCGACAAAGAGGCUUACUCUGGCUGAAAUCUAUCAGUUUCUUCAGGCCCGUUUCCCUUUCUUUAGAGGGUCUUACCAGGGAUGGAAAAACUCUGUGAGGCACAACCUGUCUCUAAACGAGUGCUUCAUAAAACUGCCCAAGGGCCUCGGCAGACCAGGCAAGGGACACUACUGGACCAUAGACCCGGGAAGCGAGUUUAUGUUCGAAGAGGGGUCCUUCCGUCGCAGACCUCGCGGAUUCCGUAGAAAAUGUCAAGCCCUGAAACCCAUGUAUCGAAUGAUGAAUGGCAUCGGCUUUGGCGCGUCGAUACUGCCCCAAAAUUUCGAUUUCCAGAACCCCUCUGCGUCCUUGGCAUGUCAUAAUGGUUACAACUUGGACGUGAUGGGGACUACGGUGCCAGGGAGCUACGACGGGCUGUCUGGAGGGCAUCAUGUUCCUCACAUGUCGCCAAGCCCCGGGUCCACCUACAUGGCUGCCUGUCAGGUGUCGUCUAAUGGAGAAUACUGCCCAGACAACAGUAGUAGCCCUCUGCACUCAACGCCGGCGGCGAUGUCAGCAGGCACCUUGGACUGUCACUCUCCCUAUACCAGUGUCCCCUCACACUGGACAUCACCAGGUGUGUCUCCAUACAUCAAGCAGCAAUCCCUGGCUUCAAACAGUCCCACAUCCUCUGCCUUGCAUUCGAGCAUAUCCCCUUACUCUCUGGAGCAAAGCUAUCGCCAUCACAACGGAAGAGACUCAUCUGAUAUUUCAACGGGAUUGUCUCGAUACUCGAGCCAUUCAUCGCCAGUAUGUGACAGGAAAGAUUUUGUUUUGAACUUUAACGGAAUCUCUUCAUUUCACCCACCAACUGCCAGUGGAUCGUACUACCACCAGCUACAUCACCACCAGAAUGUCUAUCAGGACGUCAAGCCAUGCGUCUUGUGAAAUCAACGCGUUAAGACCGCCAUCUUGGAUGAGGAUCACAACAACUACACAGCUACUAUAUACAAGCCAUAAGCUUCCUUGUCAUUUGUCCCAGAUGCCAAUACCUGUAAAAAUGGGCGGGGGGGGGGGGGCAGUAUACAAUAUGUCAGUCACUCUGUCUGUGAGAACUUCCAUGCCAUAACACCUUUCAGGAGAAAUGAAAAACUUUAGGUCUGAGUGCAUGGAGUAUAAAUUGGAGAAGAAAAAAAAUACAUACAUGUAGCCUAUUGCCAUUGUCAAGGACGGCUCAGACAGCUAUUGGAUAUAGUUGAUCAAUGACAUCUCAAGUCAGCCUUCCUUCAAACUCUGUCACCAUGCCAUGAUGCAUUCAGGAGUACACUAAUUGUGUCGUUUCAUUCAUAUUGUAGACUAGUGAUUGAGUAUAAGUUAUCAACACGGAUAAAAUGCAAUACAACUACGUUAAAUGUGUUUAAUUAAAAAUACAUGCACAUUCACUCCGAUUUAUCUUUACCUAUUUGCACUUAAAUCUAAACCCUUGAGUUUUAAAGAUUUCGCUGCAGCAAGUCAAUAAAGAGAUCUAUUUUCAAACUGUUUGGGUUAAUUCUUAUUUAAGGGUAGGCUAAAUGUUUAUGCAAUGCAGCAUAUCGCAAAUCCUAUAGGGAUUGUAUACAGCGUGGGAGAUCUUUUGGGACUACAAUUGCCCAAAAUUGUCUUUGAGUUCUUUAUGACAAAUUAGGUGUUACUUUUUUUGUUAUUUUUUUCGUUAUUAUAAACCUUAAUAUAACUGUUAUUAAUACACAGAUUGAUUGUUGUUACAGCCUACUAUUUGAAUUCAACGAAUUCACUGUUGACAAAUAAAUGACAAACACAUGGAUACAUCUAAUGUAUUAUAUUCAGCAUUUACAAAUGCAAAUUAUUAUCAAUUUUGGGUCAGAAAUUACCCCCGUUGGAGGUUUUAAGAUUUAAAUAUGUUGGUGCUUUUAGGAUUAAUUUCCAUUGGGAUCGAAUAUAUAAUAUGAUCAUACUAAUAUCAACAUAUUGUUACAGAAGACAUUUGACAAAUAAUCAUAACGGCAAUACAUUUGAGAUAACCUAUUGGUUAAAACUUUGAAAUGUGGACUUUCAAAAUGCUAGCUACCAUCCACUUCAACCUUUUGAACAUACAUAGGCCUACUAUUCAACCAAUACUUUUUCUUCUCUAAAUCCUGAUUUAAAAAAAAAUCUGAUUCUGAGGAAUGACGCGUGAGUGGACAUGUAUGUUUAGUAUAAUUAUUUGUGAGAUAUCACUUGGCUUGACCUGGUUAUACAAAUAAUAAACGUGUACACAUUUGGAUGGAAUUGAGCAUUGACAUGUGAGGUCAGUGGCUGGCUAGGAACUGCCCGUCUAAAAAAAAAAAAAAAUCAGAUUUGCUCACAAAUAAACUUUGAUGAAGCAAAAAUUCACCAUACAACCGAUAACUCCAACAAUCAGGGUGACAUAAGCUAUUAACCAAAAUUGACAACGUCAAGAAAAAUCCUCAAAUGUAAAUACCAAUUUAGCCAUCAUACACAAGCGAUCGCCUCAGAUGGUGGCAUAUUUCAUAUCAUACUGCAAAAUGACACACUGAUCAACAUAGCUCAGCCAUAGACCGGCGCUAAAAUACCAACAUAUGGACACAUUUCAUCCAAAUAAUUCACAACACAAACUCCAUAGCCUUUCAAUGGAUUUACAAUACUUCCAACAAAGUCUAAAUAGCAACACUCGAAAUGAAUGAAAAUGCAGUUUAAAAUGUUAAAAAAAGUGUCUCAAAAUGAAAUUCUACCUUUAAUAAAUAAAAU
This is a messenger RNA of Oncorhynchus masou masou (cherry salmon), 3379 nucleotides long. RefSeq names its product forkhead box protein F2-like. Gene Ontology annotation, cellular component: nucleus. The transcript has 2 exons. Gene Ontology annotation, biological process: animal organ morphogenesis; regulation of transcription by RNA polymerase II. Gene Ontology annotation, molecular function: RNA polymerase II cis-regulatory region sequence-specific DNA binding; DNA-binding transcription factor activity, RNA polymerase II-specific. Bases 413 to 1561 code for a protein of 382 amino acids. NCBI's taxonomy places the organism in Eukaryota, Metazoa, Chordata, Actinopteri, Salmoniformes, Salmonidae. The record is from RefSeq and is a predicted model, not a curated record.